AUGUCAUUCUUCGGCUCGAUAGAAUCUAUCAAACAUAAGAUUAUAUGGAACAAGGCCAUUGCGUCUUUAGCAGCGAUUUCAGAUCGUAUUAAAUUUAUUGUUUCUCUGGAUUCUUUAUCGCUUUCAGCCAUAAAUAUCGCUGGAACCACUCAUGGCGAAAUCAUAUUCAAGAAGUCUUUUUUUCAUACCUACUAUACCAAAUUUACUCCUAAUAAGGUUGAAGAAAAUGAGGAUAUAAAUCUGAGACAAUAUAUAGAUCAGGAUGAAGAGUCUGGUUCUCUUGAUUGUGAAAUGAAUUCGUAUUCCUUUCUAGUGAAUUCAAAGCAUUUAUUCACCUUGUUUAAAAAUAUGGAUUCUAAUGAUCUUCAUUACAUUUGGCUUAAAGCUGACUGGUCGCCGAAUACACCACGCCCUAUGCAAUACAUUCUAUUAAUUGAAAUUAAGACUAAGAAGCUAAUCAUUAAAAAGUACCGUACGAGCUAUCAACCUGUCGUCAAGAAUAAGCUAAAAAUUGCAGAAAGGUAUCAUCAGAAUUUAUAUGAUCAAUCUUCUGAUGCCGAAAAUCAUUCUCCUAAUUGUAUCAAUUUCUUUAUAAUUGAACAAAUCAUCUUCAAGGACUUUUUGGACCUAUUGCCUUCAACCACUGAAGACUUUAAAAUAGAGGCUAAAAAUGAUAGGAUUCUGUUUACAGGGUUUACUAAACAAAUUGUUCAGGAGAAGGAAAUACUUAAACAUCCUAUGUCAGUUACUAUCACCCUCAGUAUCGAAGAGCUUAUAAAUUCUAAUCUUCGUCAAACUGAAAUGAUUGAUGUGGUAUCUAAGAAAGCAAUAACAUUCAGAUUACGUGAUCUUCGGAAUUUUAUUCUGUUGCUUACCAGCAUUUUUGGUGCAAAUGAGGGUUUCAAGAAUGAAGAGUUCAAAGAUCUUAGUUUGAGUGAUUAUAAUUUCGAGAUCUUCUUUAGAAAGGCUGGUGAUCCCAUAUUAUUUGAAAUGAAAAGCGAUCCUAAUUUACUCGUCCAGUAUGUACAGAUCACAGGAAAAGAGGGCCCGGUAUCCGAUGAUGAUAAAAACUCUGAUACCUUUGUAUUACCUAGACAUGUCCUUCGGGAUAUUAAAGAGCAAAGUACAAUAGAGGUACCUGAUCUUCCUCAUCUCUCUUCGCUUUAUUCUAAAUCAGCUACCGAGGAGGUUCAUCUGCGCGCGAAUAUAAUGGGAAGUCUUGCAAUAGAUUCUACAAGAGUAACUUCACUUUAUGGUGACAUUCGUAAUGACGAAGAGGAAACAUCUCAUCUACGUGAAGCAUCAUCUGAGCCUUUGGAUAUAGUGACUUAUGAUAAAUCGGUGACGUCUAACAUUGAAUUGAGUAUGAAGAGACAUAUUGACAAUACGAGAACAUCUGCCGGUGCAAAACGAGUAAAACAAGGUUUACCAAAUAAAAGGAUUAUCAUUGAUCAAGACCAAGAUACCGACUAUUCGAAAAGUGAUGAGGAAACUUAUUUCCUCGGUCCGACUCAGAUUCAUGACAAACCUAAAUCUAUUUUAGAUUGA
Messenger RNA from Priceomyces carsonii, 1548 nucleotides. RefSeq names its product Ddc1p (gene DDC1). The record is from RefSeq and is a predicted model, not a curated record. Lineage: Eukaryota; Fungi; Ascomycota; Pichiomycetes; Serinales; Debaryomycetaceae. The coding region runs from base 1 to 1548 and encodes 515 amino acids. The transcript has a single exon. Gene Ontology annotation, cellular component: checkpoint clamp complex. Gene Ontology annotation, biological process: mitotic intra-S DNA damage checkpoint signaling; cellular response to ionizing radiation; DNA replication checkpoint signaling.